This is a messenger RNA of Ilex paraguariensis (yerba mate), 1213 nucleotides long. Lineage: Eukaryota; Viridiplantae; Streptophyta; Magnoliopsida; Aquifoliales; Aquifoliaceae. The record is from the annotation of a GenBank genome assembly.
AGGAAAAAGUUGGGUUAGGGUUUUCAUCUGACACUGGAAAAGGGAAGAGUAAGAUGUCCAAGCACGUAACACAUGGGUAUCAUUUGGUUAAAGGGAAAUCCAAUCAUGCCAUGGAAGAUUAUGUUUUUGCAGACUUUAAGCAAGCUGAUGACAAUGAGCUUGGUCUGUUUGCAAUAUUUGACGGUCAUCUGAGUCAUGAUAUUCCUGAUUAUUUGCGAUCCCAUUUAUUUGAUAAUAUAUUGAAAGAGCCUGACUUCUGGACUGAACCGGAGAAUGCAAUCAGAAGAGCAUAUCGUAUAACUAAUACCACGAUUUUGGAGAAAGCAGUUGAUUUGGGUAAAGGUGGUUCUACGGCAGUUACAGUGAUAUUAAUUAAUUGUCAGAAGCUGGUAGUAGCCAAUGUUGGAGAUUCCCGUGCAGUCAUCUGCAAGAACGGUGUGGCAAAGCAAUUAUCUGUUGACCAUGAGCCUAGCAAGGAACGGGAGAUCAUCGAGAACAGAGGUGGUUUUGUAUCAAAUUUUCCAGGUGAUGUUCCGCGAGUUGAUGGACAGUUGGCGGUGGCAAGGGCAUUUGGUGACAAGAGCUUGAAGGAACAUCUUACUUCAGAACCAGAUGUGACUAUGGAGAUUAUAGACGAUGAUACAGAGUUUGUCAUCUUGGCCAGUGACGGUAUAUGGAAGGUAUUGUCAAAUCAAGAGGCAGUGGACUGCAUCAAGCAUAUAAAGGAUGCUCGGUCAGCGGCAAAGCACCUUACCGAGGAGGCACUGGCAAGGAAGAGCAGUGAUGAUAUCUCCUGCAUAGUCGUAAGGUUUCGUUGAUCCUUUUGGCUUCUCUUCACCCUUGUCCCAUGUAAAACUGAAACUGAUCAAAUAGAAAGCAAACACCUCUAAUUGGUGUUUGCUUAUCAAUGCUGUAGAAGUGCACUCAAUCUGAUAUAGUGCAGCCACUGUAUAAGUGUGUGUGUCCAUCUAAGUUUAUAGGGUCUGUUGGAGAUUUUGCUCAUCGUUCAAUUUGUGCUUUUGUUCCCUUUGAAUAGACCACCAAGAGAUUAAAGUCGUCCCCAAAACUUGGGGUGAUUGAUGUUGAUCCUUACUUCAUUCUGGUUUCUAUGUCGAUGAGACAAAAUGAACUUGCUUGCAAGAUAUGAAGAAUUUUGAUAUUUGUGAACUAUUGUUAGUGAUUUUCCACUCACCUGGUGACUAAUCAAAUGGAU